GCGAGUCACACUCUUUGUUUCUGGUCCUUCCUUCCUAGGGUUCGAUAAUCGAGAUUUGAGUGUCUUGUUCUUCGUUCGGAGCCGUUUCAUUCCAUCGUUCCACUCUUUUGCUCAACAACAAUCAAUCCCAUGACGCCGCCACCAGGACUUUAUUCUGGUACCAGCACCCUAGCUUUGGUCGCUCGAGCUUCUGCUUUCUCCUUUGGCCUUGUUUAUGGAAGCAUCAAGCUCAAGUAUCUCAAGGCAAAAGCCAAGUCUCAAGAGAAAGCUAAAGCGAAGGCUCAUCACUGAAAGCAAUGUGAUCGCUGGGGCUAUUUGCUGAAAUAAUUCAUGACAAGGAACUGUACAAUGUUUUCUCCCAAUUUUUUUUUCCUGGUUUAAGCUUUGGACGACCUUAAAGCAUUGAGUUUAGUGCAAUGUGAAAAUGUUCAAUUAUCACGAUUUUGCCUUGUUUCAAUAAAUAGCCUGUCUUAUUUUGAGUUCCAAGUUUAUAUUGCAAGGUGCCUCUGCUAUGUCUUGUCAUUCGCUUCAAGCCUGGAAAAAUAUUUUCACUGAAUUGCGAUGUGUCUUAUUCGUAGGUAAUUACU
Molecule: messenger RNA, 587 nt
Organism: Gastrolobium bilobum
Lineage: Eukaryota; Viridiplantae; Streptophyta; Magnoliopsida; Fabales; Fabaceae
Exons: 3
Coding region: 130-291 (53 amino acids)
Biological process (GO): proton motive force-driven ATP synthesis
Molecular function (GO): proton transmembrane transporter activity
Source: RefSeq, a predicted model, not a curated record